This is a messenger RNA of Drosophila hydei, 1131 nucleotides long. Its product is annotated as zinc transporter ZIP1-like. Gene Ontology annotation, molecular function: zinc ion transmembrane transporter activity. The record is from RefSeq and is a predicted model, not a curated record. The coding region runs from base 1 to 1131 and encodes 376 amino acids. Lineage: Eukaryota; Metazoa; Arthropoda; Insecta; Diptera; Drosophilidae. Gene Ontology annotation, biological process: zinc ion transmembrane transport. The transcript has 2 exons. Gene Ontology annotation, cellular component: plasma membrane.
AUGUACGAAAUACCAAUACCGCCGGCGGUGCCAUCAACCACAGCAAAUUUCAUGGAAGUUGAAGUUGAGAGUUCAACUAUGGCAACUGUUACGGUGGAUAAGCAUGCGUUGAUUGUGGCCAAAAUUGUGGCUAUGGUGGUGCUAAUUGUGGUGACUGUGGUCUGUGGCAGUUUACCCUACAUGCUGGAUCGUUGCCUGGAAUGGACUAAAAAAGAUCCCGAAGAGACGCGCGCUUCGACUGCGGUGCGCUGUCUGCUCUACUUUGGUGGUGGUGUCUUGCUUUGCACCACAUUUCUCCAGAUGUUGACGGAAUUGAUAGAAGUGGUUGAGCUAUUGCAGCACUGUGGCAUAUUGGUGGCGACACCUUUUGCCCUUCCCGAAAUGCUGAUGUGCACAGGAUUCUUUUUGAUGUAUGCCCUGGAUGAAGUGAUGCAUGUGUUUAUGCAGCAUCAUCAGCACAAGCUGAGCCGAAAGGAAUCGCUGGCCAGUGAAGCCUUCGAGCGUGGUCACAGCAUUCGGCAUAGCAUAUUGCUGCGUAGCACACGACGCAAACCGGAUGAACUGCAGGCGAGUAAAGAGGAGCAUCAACAUAGCGAUCACGAGCUGCCGGCAGCGAAUGGACAUGGACACAGUCAUGUGCCCGUGGAUACCAAUGGCUCCUCAAUGCGCGGAUUGGGCAUUAUAUUGGCCUUGUCGCUGCACGAACUCUUUGAGGGCAUGGCCAUAGGCUUGGAGGGCACUGUGGCAACAGUUUGGUUCAUGUUUGCCGCUGUGGCCGCCCACAAAUUGGUGCUGGCUUUCUGUGUGGGCAUGGAGCUGCUGGUGGCUAGAACCCGUGCUUCCCUGGCCAUCAUCUAUCUCGUAACAUACUCGAUUGUUACGGCUAUUGGCAUAGGCAUUGGCAUUGGCAUCAGUCAGCAGGCAAAUGCGAAUCAGCCGAGUGUCCCUUCUGGCAUAUUACAGGGCAUUGCCUCCGGCACGUUGCUCUAUGUCGUCUUCUUUGAGAUUCUUACACAGAAUCAUGCUGGUUGGCGUGCUUAUUUAGCUGCCCUGGUCGGCUUUGCUUUAAUGUUUGGACUGCAAAUACUUUCUGACGAAGCGGAAGGGGCUGAUAACGACUCAUGUUACUAG